AUGGGACAGAUUUGCAUGAAAUUUAAACCAAAUCGCUACAUAGAAGGUGAAGAUAAAAAUAACGAUGUAACUGGCGAAGAAAGGACUCAUUUAAAUAGAGUUCCAAAACCAGACCAUAAAAAAAGCGCAGUUCAUGACGAAGAAGCAGCUUUACGAGAAUUAGCUGAAAAAAAGAAAAAAUCCAAGCCUGGGACCUUGAGACAAGUUAUGACUUAUAUAGAAGCUCAGGACGCUGAAAUCGACCCUCAGGCUCAAAAAAGCCAAGACGAUAAAAAACUUAUUAUAACAGCACUGAAUAAUCAUUUUAUCUUUACAAGCUUAACUGAUGAAGACAAAGAAAUGGUCGCUGAGUCAAUGCAGCUUUAUAUUUUUCAGCUGGGAAGUACCGUUUUCGAACAAGAAAAACCAUCAAGGUCAUAUUAUGUUGUUAAAAGUGGUGUCCUUGAAGUCAUUGUAAAUGGCAAAAGAGUCAACCGAAUCCACCCAGGUGAAGGCUUUGGAGAGCUCGCUUUACUUCAUGAUAACCCACGAUCAGCUACGGUCAGAUGCCUAGAAAAAACCUUACUCUGGGGCAUCGAAAGGCAGACCUUUAGAAAAGUUAUUGAAGAAAUGAACACACAAAUAUAUGAACAGAAUAGGGAGUUUCUCGAAAAGGUCGCCUUGCUACAGCCACUUAGCUCACGGCAAAAAGACUCUUUAGCAGCUUCUCUUGUAGCCUGCAAGUAUACAUCAGGCCAAAAAAUAAUUUCAGAAGGCGAAAGUGGGCAGCAGCUGUUUAUUAUAAAAGAAGGGACUGUUUCAGUACAAAAAGGGUCGCAAGAAAUUGCCAGACUGCAUGCUGGGGGCUACUUCGGAGAAAUGGCCCUGCUUACUAAUGCACCGAGAUCAGCUACUUGUGUAGCUAUUGAAGGUCCAGUCAAAUGUGUAUCUUUGUCCAGAGAAACCCUUCAAAAAACAUUAGGAAACCAGCUUCAAGAUAUCAUAGAAAAAAAUACUAUAAUGGAGGCUAUAAAUAAAUCAGAAACUUUAGGAUACUUAAACAAAGACCAAAAAGACUCUAUUAUCAGAGAACUUCAUAUAAAAAGUUACAAAGGAGGUGACGUUGUAAUCCAAGCAGGGACUUCUUGCAGCUCAAAACUCUUUAUAAUUAUUACUGGCAGGCUUCAAUUUGCAAAGACCACUCAACUUUUUGCAGAUAAAGGCACUGCUGUCGGCGAUGUGUAUGUGGCCCAAACUCAUUCAGAAGAGCAGAAAUAUGAAGAUGACAUGAUUGCUUCGUCUGAUAUGAAAGUGGGUGAACUUACAAAAUACCGAUUCGAAGUCAGCAUAGGCGGCAGAUAUGAAGACGUUGUCAAAGAAAACGCUGCCACCAAUGUCUUAAGAAAAGUCUACCUAUUUAACACCUUAGACAGUACCAAAAUGAAAGAGUUGUUUGGGAUCAUCAGAAGUGUAAAAUAUGGAGAAGGCGACAUUAUCAUAAAAGAAGGGACCCCUAUUGAUGCUGUUUAUAUAGUAAAACGAGGAAAAGUUGACUUAAGAAAAAAUGGGGAAUUGAUAAGGACAGUUAUGAAGCAUGAUUAUUUUGGGGAGCGGGGCUUUUUGAUUGAUAAUAUUUCGACUGUCUCUGCAAUAGCUAAUGGAGGUGUCACGGUAUGGGUUAUCCAAAAUAAUGAUUUUAUACAGCUGGUCAAUGAAAAUAUGAGAAAGCAGCUGCUGAAGAGAAUAAAAAUGGAGGACGAAAGGGUGGAGUUAAAAGAUUUGAUUGUGAUUAAGCUGCUUGGAAAAGGGAUGUUUGGAAAAGUAUAUUUAGUUAGACCUGCGAGUGCAUUUCAGCUAUAUGCGCUUAAAGCGAUUUCUAGGCGUAAAAUCGAUAUCUACGCGAUCCAAGAACACCUACUGCUGGAAAAGCAUAUUUUGCUUUUGAUAGACCAUCCGUUUAUAGUGAAAAUGGUGCGUACGUAUAAAGAUGACAAGCGAAUUUAUUUUUUAUUAGAAUAUAUUCAUGGCCUUGAGCUGAGCAUGAUAUUGAGGCAUGUAGGUCUUCUCAGUAACAGUGAUUCUCAGUUUUAUAUAGGCUCCUUGAUACUUGUUUUGCAGUAUCUUCAUGAACGAGAUAUCAUAUAUAGAGAUGUGAAACCUGAUAAUGUUAUGGUUGAUUCUUCAGGCUUUAUAAAACUAAUUGACUUUGGUACUGCAAAGCAAGUGCAAGGGAGAACUUAUACGCUGGUAGGGACUUAUCAUUAUAUGUCACCUGAAGCUAUUGUAGGAAAAGGUUAUAAUAAAAAUGCAGAUUUAUGGAGUUUAGGCAUAUGCUUAUAUGAAUUCUUAUGUGGAAGAGUUCCUUUUGGAGAAGACGAAGAAGAUCCUUAUAAGAUUUAUGAAGCCAUUCUUGACAUGAAUUUAGAGUAUCCAUCAGAAAUUGAAGGUCCAAGUGAGUCCGCUAAGUCUCUGAUAGGCCAACUGCUAAGUAAAUUAGGAGAGCAUAGAAGUGGAGGAUCAAUAGAGAACCUAAAAAAGCAUGAAUGAUUUGCAGGGUUUGAUUGGGAAGGGCUAAUGCACCAAACUGUUGUGCCUCCUUAUACCCCUGAUGUGGGGGAUAAUUUUGAAGACAUUGAAGAAGAUGAUGCAGAGCAGAGAGAGCCUUGGGAUCAAGUAUUAAAUCAGGAAAGUGAGGAUAGUGAUAGCUCAAUGCCUGAGCUGAUUGAUACUGAACUUGAAGAGUUUAAACUGUCAAUACCAAGAAAUUGGGAUGCUGGCUUUUAA
This is a messenger RNA of Blepharisma stoltei, 2763 nucleotides long. Lineage: Eukaryota; Ciliophora; Heterotrichea; Heterotrichida; Blepharismidae. The record is from the annotation of a GenBank genome assembly.